This is a messenger RNA of Hevea brasiliensis (rubber tree), 486 nucleotides long. RefSeq names its product protein RESTRICTED TEV MOVEMENT 1. The transcript is spliced from 2 exons. NCBI's taxonomy places the organism in Eukaryota, Viridiplantae, Streptophyta, Magnoliopsida, Malpighiales, Euphorbiaceae. The coding region runs from base 1 to 486 and encodes 161 amino acids. The record is from RefSeq and is a predicted model, not a curated record.
AUGGACAGCGUCACUUUCUGGGAUGAGAAGGGCCAUGGUGAAAUCUCCCAAAUUUUCGUUUCUCAUAAUGAAGAUUAUAUUAGUUGCAUUCAAUUUCAGUAUGUUGAAAAUGGCUCUUUGGUGCUUUCUCCUCCAUAUGGUGCACCUCACGGCCCCAAUUUUUACUCUUUUCAAAUCAAUUGCCCAUCAGAGUUCCUCGUAAAUGUGAGCGGUAAAUACACCAACAAUGGUGUCAGGUUAAUAACAUUUACUACCAACGAACGUAAGCAUGGGUCAUAUGGUAACGACGGACCUCCAUUUGGAACACAGUUACGUGAGUUCAACUUUGACAUGGGAAAGAGGAAGCAAUUUGGUGGGUUUCAUGGAUCAUUCACUACGCAAGGACUCAAGUCAAUUGGAGUAUAUGUCAAACCCACCACCACAACUGAGACUUCACCUGCUGAAAUCUCAAAUUCCGCAUCGGAUAUUCGCAAGACUGGGAAUUGA